AUGUUCCUGUCCAACCCACUAUCCUUAAAUCUUCUUUUUUUGCUUCUUCUCCAUGCAGCGAGCGUGAAAACUAGUACCCUGCGUACUGCGCCGGUCGCUGCAACGACGGCGGAUCUAUUCAACCUUGCGUACCCUGUUGUUGCAUACCCGGUUGCUUCUGACAAACAUGAUGCGACAACAUAUCUCAUUGCCUGUCCUACGGGAACCGACACGGCAUCCUGCGAGUUCGAGCAGCCUUUUACAAUGAUUGAAGGGCCAAAGACGCUCCAUUUUGGAUUCGUAGCACCAACUGCUUCAUCAACACAAACAUUUAUAUUCGAUUGCGCCCUUCGUGGAAGAACUUCUAUGGGAUGCACUGCAACUGGUGUCUCAGAUGACGCCUCUCCUUCCGCGCCAAUCACCACAACUGAAGCAAUCACUUACACAGGCGAGACCGCGAAUGGGUUCUUCCGCUCUGUGAGUUUGGUUACGGAUUCGAGGUUAUUAAUGACGCAUACGCCGGGUGUUUUGAAAGGAGCUGGGAUUUAUACCACGGGGGUUGAGGAAACAAGUAGUGAGAGGACGGUCAAGACUGGCUCGUUGACUAGGACGGCGGAUUCGACUGCGUCGAAGACAGCCGGUGUCUCUCUGACUAAAACUGGGCAUUCGGUAACGAAGACGACGAAUGUUCCUUCGGUGGAGGUUGUUCUGAGUACUGCGAUUGUGUCUCCUAAAGAGUCGGAAGCAGUCGCAUCUGAGUCAGUGUUGACAGAUGCGGUGGAGAGUUCUGUGAGGACCACGCCGUUUGCGACUUCUUCUUCGGCAGCUACCUCUGGCACUUCCACUGCUGCACCAGCUUCUAUCACGACCUCGGGCGGACGUAUUGAAAGCGCCAGCUGGAGCUUGAUGGCAGUUGCAAUCCUACCUAUUGUGGUCGCAGUAGGAGAUAGUAUCCUAUAA
Molecule: messenger RNA, 939 nt
Organism: Cadophora gregata
Lineage: Eukaryota; Fungi; Ascomycota; Leotiomycetes; Helotiales; Ploettnerulaceae
Exons: 3
Coding region: 1-939 (312 amino acids)
Source: RefSeq, a predicted model, not a curated record